Messenger RNA from Haliotis rufescens (red abalone), 3076 nucleotides. RefSeq names its product gamma-aminobutyric acid type B receptor subunit 1-like. NCBI's taxonomy places the organism in Eukaryota, Metazoa, Mollusca, Gastropoda, Lepetellida, Haliotidae. Gene Ontology annotation, biological process: G protein-coupled receptor signaling pathway; gamma-aminobutyric acid signaling pathway. Gene Ontology annotation, cellular component: membrane; G protein-coupled receptor heterodimeric complex. The transcript has 18 exons. Gene Ontology annotation, molecular function: G protein-coupled GABA receptor activity. The record is from RefSeq and is a predicted model, not a curated record. The coding region runs from base 257 to 2776 and encodes 839 amino acids.
GUGCAGUCGGGUGAUUUAAUAUGUAGCUUUCAUACAAGCUGUCGUAAAUGCAAGCCUGAUGUUCAAUAUGACAACAUCUGGAUGAUGACAUUGUAUAUAUCGACAAGUUAUCGAUCUGACAGCGACCGAUCUGUGAUACGGGCAGUAUGAAGCUUUGAAAAUUAUUCAACCAGAAACAGAGCAAAGCUUCACGAUCACCACCAAAGGAGUGGAUCAUUAUUACUCUGGACAAUUGAAAUCAACGUCAACGUCAGUCAUGAUGAAGAUCAUGUUUGUCGUUGUUUCCAUGGCAAUACACGUUCAUUGCACGAUCGACAUCCAUCUUUUCGGACUGUUCCCAAUGGAAGGGCAGUACGCAGGCGGGCUGGCCCAACUGCCGGCAGCCAUGAUGGCCGUUGACGACAUCAACAAACGCCAGGACAUUCUACCCGGCUACAGGCUGCAUAUGAAGUGGAAUAAUUCAAAGUGCAACAAAGGUGUGGGCGUGAAGGCGCUGGCCGACAGCUUGUAUACCCAAGGCACCAGUUUGAUGGUCAUAGGUGGUGCAUGUUCUGCUGUGUCUGAGGCAACAGCCAGGGUGUCACAUCUGUGGAACCUCGUGCAGAUCUCCUAUGGAUCUGUGUCUCCCUCACUGUCAAACAAGAAGGUGUUCCCAAAGUUCUUCAGAGUUAUCUCCCCUGAGGCCAACACCAACAAAGUCCGUGUAAAACUCUUCAAGCAUUUUGGCUGGAAUAGGAUAGCAAUCAUCUCUGAGAACAUGGACCUAUUUUCCUCAGCAACGGAGGACCUUAUACAGAAACUUAAUGCUGAGAAUAUAACGGUACUAUCACAUCAGUUCUUCAGCGAUCCAACCAUUGACGUUAGAGCACUGAAGAAUCAGGAUGCAAGAAUCAUUGUAGGCAACUUCUAUCCCCGGCUAGGGCGGGAAGUCAUUUGCCAGGCGUUCAGAGUCGGUCUGUACGGAAGGAAGGUGGUUUGGCUACUCCCUGGCUGGUUCUAUCCCCAUUGGUACACGGAAUAUAAUGACACUGCCAACUGUACCACCCAGGACAUUCUUAAAGUGACAGAGAACGCCUUCAGCCUUGACAACGUCUACUACAAUCCGAGCGAUGACGUGUCAAUCUCUAACAUGACGUCAUCGCAGUUCCGCUCAAGAUACACGGAUCUCUUAGACCGGACAACAAACAGCACGUUCACAUCCGGGUAUGAGCGGGCACCUGCUGCUUAUGACGUAAUAUGGGCAGCAGCCAUAGCGUUGAAUCAAACCAACAACUAUCUUAUACAAACCAAUGACUCCCUUAAAAUCGAAAACUUCACAUACACGGACAAACGACUGGGACAGCUGAUAUUUGACAACGUCCGCAAACUUAAUUUCACUGGAAUUCCCGGCAAUGUACAGUUUGAUGACCAUGGAGACCCGAGGAGUUUAAUCAGCAUACGUGUGUUACGAGACUCGACACACAUCCGAGUGGGAGUAGGAGACACGACUGACCGUGACAUACAGUGGCUGAUGCCAUCCACAGAUUUCACUGUGUUCAGAGAUGGGCGUGUCCCCGUGGACAGCGUGAGGGUGGAGGAGAGGGUCAUCACGCUGCUAGUUGACAUCACAUAUAUUUAUGGGUGUGUUAUUGUAGAUGGGCGUGUCCCCGUGGACAGCGUGAGGGUGGAGGAGAGGGUCAUCACGCUGCUGGUUGACAUCACAUAUAUUUAUGGGCGUGAUGGGCGUGUCCCCGUGGACAGCGUGAGGGUGGAGGAGAGGGUCAUCACGCUGCCAGUGCCGGUGUACAUCGCCAUGUGUUGUCUGGCUGGAGCCGCCAUGUUCCUGGCCAUUGCUUUCCUUGUGUUCAACGUUGUCUGCAGAAAUGAAAGGAUAAUUAAGAUGUCCUCCCCCAACCUGAACAACGUCAUCCUCAGCGGCUGUGUCAUCACCUACACAGGGGUGUUCCUGACCGACCUCAACAGUGGCAACAGACAGUGUCAGGUAUUCCAAGCUAGGAUCUUUGUCUUGACGAUUGGUUUCUCGAUGACAUUUGGUGCCCUGUUCGCCAAGACCUGGAGGGUGUACGUCAUCUUCACCACCAACUUCAAGGUCACCACUAACAAGGUUUACAAGGACUGGAGUCUUUUUCUGAUGGUCGGGAUACUAGUUCUGGUGAACUCUGGGAUCCUGCUUGCCUGGAUACUCAUGGACUCUAUCUCCAUCACCCAUCACACACUGACACCUGAAACAGUAACAGAUGCUGAUGUCUUAAUCCAGCCCGUGGUACACCUGUGUAGCUCACCGAACAGCAAGUUCUACCUUGGACCCAUCCUCGGUGUGCUGGGGACACUGCUGCUGUAUGGAGUCUUCUUAGCCUGGGAAACCAGGAAGGUACACGUUGAGGUCUUGAACGACUCUCGCUACAUCGGGAUGUGCAUCUACAACACCGUAGUCCUGGGGGUGAUGGGGGUCUUCGCGUUUCUCGCCCUCAGGAAGGAGGUCCUCAUACACUAUUCAGUGGAAUCGACUGUCACCAUCCUCGCAACCGCAGUCACCCAGACGCUCAUCUUUGUCCCCAAGAUCAGUGCCUACAGGAAUGAGAAUCGUCUUCAGAAGGGAACAGCUCCAUCGGUUGUGAAGACCAUGCAGGAUCUCUCUCAGGAUUCAUUUGAAGGAACACCAACCCCUCAUGGGAGCUAUGGAGAUUCAUCCGAAUUCAUACACACAAUUCAGGGGACUUAUCCCGAUUCAACUGAAGCCACCCAAGCAAUGCAGUGCCGCGAACAGCAUAUUUGAUGCCCGUUACGAUCAUGUGUGACGUUACCAUUUUUGGCACAGUGCAUUGUACACGGUGGAGAGACCUCAUUGUUCAGGAGACUUCGUUUUAAUCUCUAAACAACAUUCAUCACUGAUUAUCAUUUGAUUCAAAGACGAUAUUCGAACUCCAUUAAAACAGGUUUGGUUUCUAUCUCCCACAUAUCCACAGACAUACAUCCCACAACAUGUUUUUUUCCGAAACUAUGAAAGCUAUGUACAUCUUCAUAUGUGGAUUUAUAUCGUGGGGUUAGGAAGCUUUAUAAUUUCUCAAAUUCAAGA